AUGGCGUCGUGGUACGCGCCGUCCGAGAAAUCCUCCGCGCCAACCCAACCCACGCCGCUCCACGUCGCCCUCGUCGCCUUGUCCCACGCCUCCCUUUCGUCUGUCGCUUCAACGCUCUCCAUCUCCGGCGGCGACAAUGCUGCUGCCGCCGCAAAAACCAUCGCCGGCCGCUGCAUUAACGCGCCCCCCGCCGUCCGAGGUGCUGCUAGCAGAGUCGUUGCUCCGCGCGCGGGCCCGCGGCUGGUGGUGGUGAGCGCGUACGACGGCGUGCUGGACCCCGACCUGUUGGGGCGCGGCGGGUUUGGCACGGUGGUGGCAAUGCGGCGAGUGGAGAGCGGCGAGAUGGUGGCGGUGAAGCGCGUGUCGCGCAAGCAGAAGGUGGAGGCGGCGAACGAGGCGAUGCUGGCAGUGUCACUGAGCGAGUUGGUGAAGCACGUGAGCGACGCCGUGGCGUUCUGCCACGAGCGAGGCGUGGGGCACUGCGACAUCAAGCGAGGCGUGGGGCACUGCGACAUCAAGCGAGGCGUGGGGACUGCGACAUCAAGCGAGGCGUGGGGCACUGCGACAUCAAGCGAGGCGUUGGGCACUGCGACAUCAAGCGAGGCGUGGUGCAUUGCGACAUCAAGCGAGGCGUGGGGCACUGCGACAUCAAGCGAGGCGUGGGGCACUGCGACAUCAAGCGAGGCGUCGAGGCGUGGGGCACUGCGACAUCAAGCGAGGCGUGGGGACUGCGACAUCAAGCGAGGCGUGGGGCACUGCGACAUCAAGCGAGGCGUUGGGCACUGCGACAUCAAGCGAGGCGUGCGAGGCGUGGGGCACUGCAACAUCAAGCGAGGCGUGGGGCACUGCGACAUCAAGCGAGGCGUGGUGCACUGCGACAUCAAGCGAGGCGUGGGGCACUGCGACAUCAAGCGAGGCGUGGGGCACUGCGACAUCAAGCGAGGCGUGGUGCACUGCGACAUCAAGCGAGGCGUGGGGCACUGCGACAUCAAGCGAGGCGUGGGGCACUGCGACAUCAAGCGAGGCGUGGUGCACUGCGACAUCAAGCGAGGCGUGGGGCACUGCGACAUCAAGCGAGGCGUGGUGCACUGCAACAUCAAGCGAGGCGUGGUGCACUGCGACAUCAAGCGAGGCGUGGUGCACUGCGACAUCAAGCGAGGCGUGGGGCACUGCGACAUCAAGCGAGGCGUGGGGUACUGCGACAUCAAGCGAGGCGUGGGGCACUGCGACAUCAAGCGAGGCGUGGGGCACUGCAACAUCAAGCGAGGCGUGGGGCACUGCGACAUCAAGCGAGGCGUGGGGCACUGCGACUGUCAAAAGCAGUAG
Closterium sp. Yama58-4 is the source of this 1326-nucleotide messenger RNA. The record is from the annotation of a GenBank genome assembly. NCBI's taxonomy places the organism in Eukaryota, Viridiplantae, Streptophyta, Zygnematophyceae, Desmidiales, Closteriaceae.